Sorghum bicolor (sorghum) is the source of this 5954-nucleotide messenger RNA. RefSeq names its product MDIS1-interacting receptor like kinase 1. NCBI's taxonomy places the organism in Eukaryota, Viridiplantae, Streptophyta, Magnoliopsida, Poales, Poaceae. Bases 2577 to 5705 code for a protein of 1042 amino acids. The transcript has 2 exons. Gene Ontology annotation, molecular function: receptor serine/threonine kinase binding; protein kinase activity; ATP binding. Gene Ontology annotation, biological process: protein phosphorylation. The record is from RefSeq and is a predicted model, not a curated record.
AUUGCAUUGUAUGUAUGAUCUUCCAUCAUCUUGAGUACACAUUAGCCUGCACUACACAUCUAGCUCUACCUGCAUAUCCUGCUCCUGCAUGCAAAGUUUGCUAGUAGCUAGUGCAAAAGCUAGCACCUUGAUUAGUGCCUUUUUUUGAGGAAAGAUUAGUGCCCCUCAUUAGGACCUAUGGUUAUGAACUCCUUUGGUUUGUGUUCCCUAGCUAGUUAGGCUUUUCUAUCAGUAUUAUUGUCCACCACAAUUGCACUUUGUUUGAUCGAUCAAGAUGUGUUUCUAGCCGUUUUGCUGUGUCGUGGCACAUUCUUUGGAGAUUAUUGUCAUUCUGAUAUGUGCCACAUACAUCAAACUGGACUAGAUACACACACAUUCAUACACCCUCACAUACUGUUCCUUAUGUAUCUUUUCAUUUGUUUUAUGGUCGGAGAGCAUAGCAAUUGAACUCUGCAUUCUUCCGUGGUGCAAACUCAGAUUAGUAUUUCCACGUUACUGUUCAAAAUUGGUGUACAUAAAGGUAUGGAUGAAUGUAUAAAUUAUUGCUGAAUCAGGAGGUUAUUAGGCCUAGGUAGCUGUCUUAUUUAGUUUAGUUUUGUAAUUAAAAAGGCAACUAAAUAAGGACCUAGCUAUGCAAGAAUUAAUAUAUAGUGUAGCUAAAUAAUUAAGAACAAGUGCAUAGUGUUUUUCACUCUUACUUGACAACAUUUCCAGUUUAACUUAUUAGCUCUUCAAUGUUUAAUGCACUUUGUCCCUAGUUUCUUAUGAACUUCAAAAAUGCCAAUACCACUGCAACGAUUUCAAAAUAUGCUUAUAGAAUUGACAUCCUAGGGUCUAUAUACAUAGCCUCAAGAAAAAGCCGCUCGCAGCUAAGGUUCACAUAUUUUCUUCAGUACCAACAGCGUAACUGGUAAACACAGUAGAAGCUCUGGUUUUCUGUUGUUCACUGGCCGAAUGAACUGUUCAUUUCACUUAUCAGCCGCAAGAUCUCUCAUGAACAACAGACCUCUAGGCGGGAAUGGUUUCUUCGUACAAAGAAUUUGAUGGCAGUUGUUAUUCUAGAUGCAGUAUAUAUUUCUGUCCCUUGCCAUUGCUGUUAUUGCUUGAUCAGAUGUUCAUUGACUUCAUUCAGAUCAUCAGAUACGGGAGAAUUGUAUAUAUCAGCCUUGCAGGCCAAUUUAACAAUUUCACUAAUCACUUCUGAUUCUUUCUCUGACUGUGUUUCAGCAGCCUUCCAAACUGUGUCAACUCACAGUAGGACAGCCUUCCAAACUGCUAAUUAACCCAUUUAAUUACGUUGCUAGUACUACUUCUGUUCCCUUUUCAUCUGAUGCAUGCAGGACAAGUGACAUUCUACUGGGGACAUGUGCCAAGCAAUGCUCAAAGGAUCCCCUAGUCAGAGAAGAGCAGUAACAGCAGCAAUAGCAGCUACUGCAUGCAUGCCUACUGUCACAGGAAUGAUUAGCGCAGGUUUUAUUUUAACAAGGUCAACUUGGGCAGACUCAACACAUGCACCACUGUACUACAUACAUAUGCGUCGGCGGGGUAAACUUUCUUUAGUUGUUUAUGCAUAACAUGUGUCCAGAUCUCUUAGCUAGUUAGGGUGCUUGCAUCAGGACAACACCAAGAACAUACCCCUCUACCCUCUUGUCUCCCUUUGGGUUAAAUCUACUCUUUUAGAGCCUGCAAUGGAAGCAUCCUCCUGUUGUACUGACUGGCAAAUAUAAUGACAUAGAAUUAGCACUGUCAAAUUACUGUAGCUCUUAUUGUCCUAAUAGCUUAUCUGUACCACAGAGAGUAGGAGCUAGCUUCUGCAUGGUACCAGUAGAUGUAGAUCAGGAUCAGUUGAAAUCUUAGGCUUUCAUUUCAUCUACACAAAAUGCAGGAGUAGAUCUGUUUCAGAACUUGAUAACAGAAGCUUCCAAAAGAACAGGCCGUACGAACACGUAAUUUACAGCAGGUCUGUUGGUCUCUGAUUAGUACUCCUACUAGUCAGUAAUCAAUAAGGUUCAGAAAGUUAGAGCAGAGCUAAUCUUCUACUGUCUGCAAUGACAGGGAAUGUAAACUGAAGAUGCAAAUGCAAUUAAUCUACUCUAAUCUGAUGGGGGCUGCCACAAAGUAAAAGAUUAAAGAAUGCCAACAUUGCCCAAAAGCAGGCUGCAAAAGCCAUGGCUUUAAAACACAUUCCCUCCAUGUUCCAUGUUCUCAUGCCCCCUCUCCAAAACCCAGCUCACAUUCGUUAGCAGGGUGAGGUGUCCAGGCACUAAACAAACGGCAUGGUGGCAUGUUAAGAAAUGCCAAGAAGAUCCAUUAUCUUAUUACACGCUUUAACCAAUCUUGGGACUAGUGAGAGUGAUGAUAUAAAGCCUGUUUCUGCCAUCUUCUUCUUCUUCCACCUACAGCCUCUGCCAUUCCUGCAGAUGCAGUAGUGUCAGCAAACAAACUACUAGCAGGCAAGCCAGACAGUGCCUCUGACAUGGCGCAGCACUAGAAGCAGCAGAGGCACCUGCUGCAGCUAGAAGCUGAUCGAUUUCAGCUCCCAAAAGUGCUUUCUAGGAAAGUGGCAGAGGAUUCUAAUGGAGGCCAGAGUGACGGUACUGGUUCUGCUAGUGACAGUGUCUUCCAUCUUGUACACCGGAGUUGGCGCCGGCGCCGGCGGCGGUGGCGACGAGCGGGCGGCGAUGCUCACGCUAAAGGCGGGCUUCGUUGACUCGUUGGGUGCGCUCGCCGACUGGACGGAUGGCGCCAAGGCCUCGCCGCAUUGUAGAUGGACGGGCGUCCGGUGCAACGCCGCCGGCCUCGUCGACGCGCUCGACCUCUCCGGGAAGAACCUGAGCGGCAAGGUCACGGAAGACGUGCUCCGGCUGCCGUCGCUCACCGUCCUCAACCUCUCCUCCAACGCGUUCGCCACCACGCUGCCCAAGUCCCUGGCGCCGCUGUCCAACCUCCAGGUGUUCGACGUGAGCCAGAACUCCUUCGAGGGCGCGUUCCCGGCCGGCCUGGGCUCCUGCGCUGACCUCGCCACCGUCAACGCCUCCGGCAACAACUUCGUCGGCGCGCUCCCCGCCGACCUCGCCAAUGCCACGUCCCUCGAGACCAUCGACCUGAGGGGCAGCUUCUUCAGCGGUGACAUCCCGGCGUCUUACCGGAGCCUCACUAAGCUCAGGUUCCUGGGCCUCUCCGGCAACAACAUCACCGGCAAGAUCCCGGCGGAGCUCGGCGAGCUCGAGUCGCUCGAGAGCCUCAUCAUCGGCUACAAUGCGCUGGAGGGAAGCAUCCCGCCGGAGCUCGGCAGCCUCGCCAACCUCCAGUACCUGGACCUCGCCGUCGGCAACCUCGACGGGCCCAUCCCAGCGGAGCUCGGCAAGCUUCCGGCGCUCACCGCGCUUUACCUUUACCAGAACAACCUCGAAGGCAAGAUACCGCCGGAGGUCGGCAACAUCUCGACGCUCGUCUUCCUCGACCUGUCCGACAACUCGCUCACGGGCCCGAUCCCCGACGAGGUCGCGCAGCUGAGCCACCUCCGGCUGCUCAACCUCAUGUGCAACCACCUCGACGGCACCGUGCCAGCGACCAUCGGGGACUUGCCGAGCCUGGAGGUGCUCGAGCUGUGGAACAACUCCUUGACCGGGCAGCUUCCCGCGUCGCUCGGCAAGAGCUCGCCGCUGCAGUGGGUGGACGUGUCGUCGAACUCCUUCACUGGCCCCGUCCCGGUUGGGAUCUGCGACGGCAAGGCGCUCGCCAAGCUGAUCAUGUUCAACAACGGCUUCACCGGCGGGAUCCCGGCCGGGCUCGCGUCGUGCGCGUCGCUGGUGCGCGUGCGCAUGCAGAGCAACCGGCUCACCGGCACGAUCCCCAUCGGGUUCGGCAAGCUGCCGUCGCUGCAGCGGCUCGAGCUCGCAGGCAACGACCUGUCCGGAGAGAUCCCCAGCGACCUCGCUUUAUCGACGUCUCUGUCGUUCAUCGACGUAUCUCACAACCACCUCCAAUACUCGCUGCCGUCGAGCCUCUUCACGAUCCCGACGCUGCAGAGCUUCUUGGCGUCCAACAACAUCAUCUCCGGCGAGCUCCCCGACCAGUUCCAGGACUGCCCGGCACUGGCGGCGCUGGACCUGUCGAACAACCGGCUCGCCGGCGCGAUACCGUCCAGCCUCGCCUCAUGCCAGAGGCUGGUCAAGCUGAACCUCAGGCACAACCGGCUCACGGGCGAGAUACCCAAGUCACUCGCCAUGAUGCCCGCGAUGGCCAUCCUUGAUCUGUCGAGCAACUCCUUGACCGGCGGCAUACCGGAGAAUUUCGGGAGCUCGCCGGCGCUGGAGACGCUCAACCUAUCGUACAACAACCUCACGGGUCCCGUGCCCGGGAACGGUCUCCUGCGUUCCAUCAACCCCGACGAGCUGGCGGGCAACGCCGGGCUGUGCGGCGGCGUGCUCCCGCCGUGCUUCGGGAGCCGCGACACGGGCGUGGCGUCGCGCGCUGCCCGCGGCAGCGCGCGCCUGAAGCGCGUCGCGGUGGGUUGGCUCGCGGCGAUGCUCGCCGUCGUCGCCGCGUUCACGGCGGUCGUCGCCGGGCGGUACGCGUACCGGCGGUGGUACGCGGGGGGUUGCUGCGACGACGACGAGAGCCUGGGCGCGGAGUCGGGCGCGUGGCCGUGGCGGCUGACGGCGUUCCAGCGGCUCGGGUUCACGAGCGCCGACGUGGUGGCGUGCGUGAAGGAGGCGAACGUGGUGGGCAUGGGCGCGACCGGGGUGGUGUACAGGGCGGAGCUCCCGCGCGCGCGCGCCGUGAUCGCCGUGAAGAAGCUGUGGCGGCCGGCGCCGGUGGACGGCGACGCGGCGGCGAGCGAGGUGACCGCGGACGUGCUCAAGGAGGUGGCGCUCCUGGGGCGGCUCCGGCACCGGAACAUCGUGCGGCUGCUCGGGUACGUGCACAACGACGCGGACGCCAUGAUGCUGUACGAGUUCAUGCCCAACGGCAGCCUGUGGGAGGCGCUGCACGGCCCGCCGGAGAAGCGCGCGCUACUGGACUGGGUGUCCCGCUACGACGUCGCCGCCGGCGUGGCGCAGGGGCUGGCGUACCUCCACCACGACUGCCACCCGCCGGUGAUCCACCGCGACAUCAAGUCCAACAACAUCCUCCUCGACGCCGACAUGGAGGCCCGCAUCGCCGACUUCGGCCUCGCCCGCGCACUGGCGCGCACCAACGAGUCCGUCUCCGUCGUCGCCGGCUCCUACGGCUACAUCGCGCCAGAGUACGGGUACACGCUUAAGGUGGAUCAGAAGAGCGACAUCUACAGCUACGGCGUGGUGCUGAUGGAGCUCAUCACGGGCCGCCGGGCGGUGGAGGCGGAGUUCGGCGAGGGGCAGGACAUCGUGGGGUGGGUGCGGGACAAGAUCCGGAGCAACACGGUGGAGGAGCACCUGGACCAGAACGUCGGCGGCCGGUGCGCGCACGUCCGGGAGGAGAUGCUGCUGGUGCUGCGCAUCGCCGUGCUCUGCACGGCCAGGGCGCCGCGGGACCGGCCGUCCAUGCGCGACGUGAUCACCAUGCUCGGCGAGGCCAAGCCGCGGCGCAAGAGCGGGAGCAGCGGCACCACCAGCGGCAAGGACAAGGACAGCGCCGCCCCUGCCGCCGUCGCCCCCGCCGUGGUGGUGGACAAGGACAGGCCGGUGUUCAGCACCACGCCGGAUUCAGACUACGACUAGGCGCCAUGAUAGCUUAGGUUGAGUUGCCUCGUGUUCAGUGCCUGUCAAUGAUUUGUUCAUGUACCUAGAUUUUGCUUUGCUGCAGGAUCUUGAGCCUGUAUGUAGCCAAAUGUUUGCUGUGAAGAUUAACUAGCUUAUAGAUUCUGUAGAUUAAUGUAAGCAGCUGAAUAAGCUUUGAAAUUUCCUUAAUUAUACAAGCACCCCCAAAGAGAAUGAAGAAAUCAAAUCAAGCCAAUUUAAUUGAUCAAA